Schizosaccharomyces japonicus yFS275 is the source of this 940-nucleotide messenger RNA. RefSeq lists its product as hypothetical. The coding region runs from base 551 to 925 and encodes 124 amino acids. NCBI's taxonomy places the organism in Eukaryota, Fungi, Ascomycota, Schizosaccharomycetes, Schizosaccharomycetales, Schizosaccharomycetaceae. The record is from RefSeq and is a predicted model, not a curated record. The transcript has a single exon.
GCGACUAUUCACGUCCCGUUCGUCAACGGGCCCAGCCAUAUUCAAUAAAACAGGCGUAACUUAUACUUGGCAAGAAGCAAUGUUAGCACCUACGGCCUGUCUCGCGCGCAAUCAAAGCAAACGACGAGGCUACCUCCGACCGACCCGGACAUUUGAACACUGCGUUGAUGAAAAACGCAGCAAAUCAACAUCCAAUCCGGGAACACCCGAACUUAUGCUACGCUACGAGUAUGCUUUACUUACAUUCUCAACAGGUGUGUCUCACACAGACCACUCUGAACCAACUGUAUGUCGUUGGUGAUCAAUACGAUAUACUACCGUCUAACGAGUCGAACGGAGAAAAAAUCCCGUCCUCUUCCUUCCUCUCCCGUAUAUAUACGUUUUAUAAAAAGCAGUCACAUAUUUUAGGGUAGGGUUCAUCCGGCUUCCCGCGGGCGAAAACAUAGCCCCUGCCUCGCACAUAAGUAGGACUUGCAGGAGGGAAGAAAAGCGUAGAGCAAGGGCUAGUGUGUCUAUCGAGCUGAGCGGCAAUUGAGUGUUGAUUGAAAGAAUGUUGCGUCUUAAGCCUUCAAACGUGUCACUUCUCCGACUGGUUUGCCGGAAACCGUCGAUCGCCGGAGUUACUGAACAACAGUACCAGCAGAUGCUCGAUUUGGCUGUUUUCCAACAGCCCUCCGAGCCCAAAGCUGCCCGUGCCAUGAUGGAAAAGGUGAACACCGGUGUGAAUAUCAUCCACACACUCGAGGACGUUGAAAUUCCGGCCGAUACCAAACCCCUCCAACAUCUCACGUUUCCCAUCAGCGUUGAAGCCUACGAGGGCCAUGCCGUGGAAAACAUUGAGAACGAGCAGCCCACAAAGUGGGAUCCCUUCACGCUCGACAGUCGUCAUCACUCUACAAAGCCCUUCUUUGCUUGUCCAAAAUAGAUUCAGUAGAACUCA